AUGGGUAAAACAAUUCGAAUUUUCCAAAUUAUGUUAUCUUUUGAUCUGUAUGAGGCUGUCCCGACACCAACAGUAACUUGUGCAGUUUACAGCGGUAAUGGGGACUCUAUACUGGCAUCAUACAAUGAUGAUGACAUUUAUCUGUUUGAUACGUCACGCACUGAAGCUGCAGAUGCAGUCCAUAGAUACUCCGGCCAUCGUAAUAGUGCUACAGUUAAGGGUGUGAAUUUCUUUGGUCCUGGAAGCCAGUACAUUGUAUCAGGGUCUGACUGUGGAAACAUAUUCUUCUGGCACCGUGAGACUGAGGCCAUUGUCCAGUGCAUGCCAGGAGAUGAGAAUGGAGUGGUUAAUGUGUUGGAGCCACAUCCUCACAUACCAGUGCUGGCUACAAGUGCUGACGAUGAUGUUAAAAUUUGGGUACACGUGUGA
Penaeus monodon (black tiger shrimp) is the source of this 429-nucleotide messenger RNA. Its product is annotated as DDB1- and CUL4-associated factor 8-like. Gene Ontology annotation, cellular component: cytoplasm; Cul4-RING E3 ubiquitin ligase complex. The record is from RefSeq and is a predicted model, not a curated record. Lineage: Eukaryota; Metazoa; Arthropoda; Malacostraca; Decapoda; Penaeidae. Gene Ontology annotation, molecular function: protein binding.